AUGACUGAAUGGUGUGUCGAGAAUUUGCGUGAUUGUCAGGCCUGGAAAACUGAAGGUAUUCAAAUUUCAACCAAUUCUAAUGAAGCAGCACGUCUAUUUGACGCUGUUUUGCGUCAGUACGUUUCUUGGUGUGAGUGUGCUCAAUUAGAUGGAAUGAAUAAAACGCUUAGCAAAAUGAUUGAAGCAGAACCAAGUGCCAUAAUGAGUCGAGUGAUAUCGUUGGGAUUGGAAGCAAUGGGAACAGGACGAUCGGUACGACUGGACGAAAAUUAUCGAAAUGAUUUGGAACAAUUAGUAAAAGAUGCAUGUAAAUAUGGUACCACAUAUGAGAAGAAUCAUGCAAAAGCUAUUCAUAUGUUCGCUAAUGACAAAAUGUUAGCAGCAUGUGAGCAAUGGGAAAAAAUUUUGAAUCAAACACCAAACGAUUUGUUAGCGUUAAAAUUUGCGCAUGAUGCAUAUUUUUAUUUGGGUAAUAAGCAACUUCUUCGUGAUAGCAUUGGCCGAGUAUUCCCGAAAUGGAAACCAACAAUGCCUUGCUAUAG
This is a messenger RNA of Acanthocheilonema viteae, 542 nucleotides long. NCBI's taxonomy places the organism in Eukaryota, Metazoa, Nematoda, Chromadorea, Rhabditida, Onchocercidae. The record is from the annotation of a GenBank genome assembly.